This is a messenger RNA of Papilio polytes (common Mormon), 1047 nucleotides long. RefSeq names its product activating transcription factor of chaperone (gene crc). NCBI's taxonomy places the organism in Eukaryota, Metazoa, Arthropoda, Insecta, Lepidoptera, Papilionidae. Gene Ontology annotation, molecular function: DNA-binding transcription activator activity, RNA polymerase II-specific; RNA polymerase II transcription regulatory region sequence-specific DNA binding. Gene Ontology annotation, cellular component: nucleus. The record is from RefSeq and is a predicted model, not a curated record. Gene Ontology annotation, biological process: regulation of transcription by RNA polymerase II.
UCCGUUGCCUAUGCUUUGCCUAUUACUCAUCAUGCUUCGAAGUUAAUAAGACGUGUUAUUGUUUAAACUCGUGCUAUUAUUUGCCGUAAGAUGGGUUUCUAAGCUCUUAAAAACUUUUGCACACCUGCGUGUGCCUUCACAUCGUUAUAAAAAUGCUUGCCAAAAUGGCGCCCCCAAGGGACAGCUCUGUCCUUCGACAAAUACCACCAACUCUAUCGGACUACCACCUGUAUCCGCUUGUAUUUAUUCCUUUGAGUACCAGCAAUAUCAACACCGCUGAGGAUGAGUACACGCGCAUGGGAUUGGUCGCUGGCUUCGGCCGACGGCCUGCUCACUAAUGAAGAAUGCUCUAUGCUGCUCGAUGUCGAUAUUUUCAACACUGAUGACGAUUUACUUAAGACAUUCCCGAGCGCUGCACUGAAGAUCGAAUUGGACAAGUUCCAGUAUCAAGAGGAGGGCACCGCCAACCUGUACCCGCCCUCGCCGGCCGACACCAAGCCCUCGCGCGCCGACCUCGCGCAAGAUCUUCUGCAGCAGCUUGACAAUAACUACAAACAAGAAAACAUAUUCCCGCCAUGGCUAGAAGAGAAGGUAGAGCUCGUACCGCGCGAAUGUAGCGCCGGUCUAUUGAAUUCUGCUCAACCCGAGGUUUAGGAGCUCUUUUAAUUUUGAUGUUUAAUUUCUGUUAAGCUAGAUAAGUCUAGUUCAUAUCUCGAAUAGGAUUAACAGUUUCGCAUCGAGCAGCGUACGCGCACGUCAUCAGUCGAGGGACAGAACAUCUCCAUAUAACACCUAUACUAACAUCACACAGGUGGCAUACAUUCUUCAUUUAUCAUUUUAAUUUCAUUUAGAGGAUAGGUCGUAUUCAUUGCGAUGAAAAUGGGAAUACAAUCAAAAAUAUUACUUAAGUUUAUUUGACAUUCUUGUAAAAAUCAAUAUCAAUUUGUAAACAAAAUUAAUAAUGCAUAUUUUUAAAUGAAUUUUAAAGGACCAAUAUAAUUGGAAACUGUUCUCUUUUCAUGCAAUAUAUGGAAUGCGACGGCGGAA